This is a messenger RNA of Acanthopagrus latus (yellowfin seabream), 2554 nucleotides long. RefSeq names its product mitochondrial intermediate peptidase-like. Gene Ontology annotation, biological process: peptide metabolic process. Gene Ontology annotation, cellular component: mitochondrion. The record is from RefSeq and is a predicted model, not a curated record. Gene Ontology annotation, molecular function: metalloendopeptidase activity. The coding region runs from base 1 to 2103 and encodes 700 amino acids. The transcript is spliced from 19 exons. Lineage: Eukaryota; Metazoa; Chordata; Actinopteri; Spariformes; Sparidae.
AUGUCUGCGUUCAAAAGGUUGUUUUACAUCGUGAAGCACAGGAACUUAUGGAUGCAUGUUCGGAGAAAUGUCACAACAUGGUCUCCUGUUGGAGCUGCCUUCAACACCAAAACUCACAGGAGGCUGAACCUCUUGGAGAAAAACGGGGGUUUGUUUGGAGUGCCAGAGCUGAACAGUCCUGCAGGCUUCCAGGUGGCCACCAAGGCAGCUCUCAGGAACACAGAGCGCCUGCUGGAGAAGGCCUGCUCUUGUCCUCCAGGGGUUGAGACAGUCGAGUCUUUCGACCAGCUCUCAGAUGGUUUGUGCAAAGUGGCUGAUCUGGCAGACUUUGUUAAAGUAGCGCAUCCAGAUCAAGAGUUUCGUGAGGCUGCAGAGAGGACCUGCAUAGAGAUUGGCACAGUUGUGGAGAAGCUGAACACUAACGUCGAGUUGUGCCAAAGCCUAAAAAAGCUGCUGGAUAACCCGGAGAUUGUGGCUCAGCUGGACCCUGAUACAAGACGAGUGGCAGAGUUGUUCUUGUUCGACUUUGAAAUCAGUGGCAUUCAUCUGGAUGACAAACUGAGGAAAGAGGCAGUGGCUCUUCACGUAAAGCUCUUGGAUCUAAACAACGAGUUCCUGGCCUGUUCUCACAUGCCCAACAGAAUUGCGAGGUCUGUGAUUCCUGAGCAUUUACACCUGCAGUUUGCAAGUGAAGGAAGCUUCAUCCAAGUUGGGGGAUUACAUGCAGAUUCGCCUGAUGACUUGGUGCGAGAGAUUGCCUACAGGAUUUACCUCUACCCAAAUGCAGAUCUGAUGGAGUGUCUGGAGGAGCUGCUGAAGUGCAGAUACAAACUGGCCAAACUGGUGGGAUACGAGUCAUACGGGCACAGAGCUCUGAAGGGAACAAUGGCCAAAACACCAGAGACGGUGAUGAGUUUCCUUCAGUUGUUAACAGACAAGCUGGCAGACAGAACGGCCAAAGACUUUAAGAUGAUGAGAAAUAUGAAAAAAAAGCUCAACCCUCGUAAUUCUGAGCUCAUGCCGUGGGAUCAUCCGUUCCUCAGUGGCGUCCUGCGUGCUGAAAGGUACAACAUAGAGCCCAGUCUGUACAGUCCGUAUUUGUCUCUGGGUGCCUGCAUGGAGGGUCUGAACAACCUCUUCUCGGAGCUGUAUGGUGUUUCCCUCAUGUCCGAACCACCCAGCGCUGGAGAGGUCUGGAGCGAGGACGUCCGCAAACUGGCUGUGGUACAUGAGACAGAGGGAUUAUUGGGAUAUAUCUACUGUGACUUUUUCGUCCGGCCAGAUAAACCUCAUCAGGACUGUCACUUCACCAUCCGUGGAGGACGUUGGUGCCAGGAAACGGGUCAGUACCAGCUUCCAGUGGUGGUUCUGAUGCUGAGUCUCCCCCAUCCCACUAAGAGCGCCCCCACCCUGCUCACUCCGGGCAUGAUGGAGAACCUCUUCCAUGAGAUGGGACACGCCAUGCACUCCAUGCUGGGACGCACGCGCUACCAGCAUGUGACGGGAACCAGGUGUGCGACUGACUUUGCUGAAGUCCCCUCAAUCCUCAUGGAGUACUUUGCCACUGACUACAGAGUCAUCAGCCAGUUUGCACGUCAUUAUGAAACUGGACAGCCUCUGCCUGAGAGUAUGGUGGCUCGUCUGUGUGAGUCAAAGAAGGUGUGUGGAGCUGCAGACACCCAGCUACAGAUUUUCUACGCCGUCUUGGAUCAGAUUUACCACAGUCAACCUCAGAACCGCUCUACCACAGACAUCCUGAAGGAGAUGCAGCAGAAAUUCUACGGCUUGCCUUACACGACCAAUACGGCAUGGCAGCUGAGAUUCAGCCACCUGAUUGGCUAUGGGGCGAAAUACUACUCCUACCUCAUGUCCCGAGCCGUGGCCUCCAUGGUGUGGAGACAGUGCUUCGCUCAGGAUCCUCUAAACAGGGAUAUGGGAGAGCGUUACCGUCGGGAGAUGCUGGCCCACGGAGGAGCCAAGGAACCCAUGCUGAUGGUGGAAGGGAUGCUGCAGAGGCAGCCCACCAUCGAGGACUUCGUGGACGCGCUGGUGUCGGAGCUCAACCCGAACUUUGAGACCUUCAUCAUGGACUCUGAAAGCUGAAAGGUGCCUUGUGGCGCCAUGGAAACGGACUCAAACCAUUACCAGGCAAAGAGAGCACUGAUGAUGCACUGAUGGACAAGAGGAGGGAGACACACACGCAGCAGGGCGUAUAUACUCUGCAUUUAAAUGAACGUUUUAUACAUUGCAGGUCUCUCUUAAAGUCACAUUGACUUAUUUGACAUAUUCUAACUAUAUUGUCAGGUAAUAUGUUAAUUAAAGACUUGCUGCCCAACCAUGAAAGCUCUUGUAUUCACCAUUCAUGCUAUUUCAGCAGGUUCCACAGUAACUCACACAUACUGUUUGUUUAAUAUUAUAAAACCACUGUGAGUUUGUGCAGAAGAUUUUCACCUUUUUCUCAGCAUUGAUUUUUGUCAUAAUUAACAGAAGAAUCUACAACAUAAUGUAACAUAUCCCUUUGAAUUUCACUCAGUAAAUAUUUUUGCCAUUUUAA